GAGGAGUUUGGCUAACCGUUAGCUGCUGCAUGAACAUUGUGAGCACACCCUGCCAACGAGCCAGUGUUAGCUAACGGCCACAAACAUGUCGGGGAAGAGUUUUCGAGUUAGCGACGGGGACUGGAUUUGUCCUGAUAAGAAGUGUGGAAACGUGAACUUUGCUAGAAGAACAAGUUGUAACAGAUGUGGUAGGGAGAAAACCACAGAGGCGAAGAUGAUGAAAGCCGGAGGAACAGAGAUUGGGAAAACUCUGGCUGAGAAGAGCAGAGGCCUCUUCAGUGCAAAUGAUUGGCAAUGCAAAACAUGCGGCAAUGUCAAUUGGGCUAGGAGGUCAGAGUGCAACAUGUGUAACACCCCGAAAUAUGCCAAGCUUGAAGAGAGAACGGGUUAUGGUGGAGGUUUCAAUGAAAGGGAGAAUGUGGAAUACAUUGAACGGGAGGAAUCCGAUGGGGAAUAUGAUGAAUUUGGUCGGAAAAAGAAAAAGUUUCGUGGAAGGUCCGGCAGCACGCCGCCCUCAAAAGAAGGUGAAAAGGAAGAAGUAGCUAAAGGUCCAGAUGACGAGGAAGAUGACGAGGAUGAAGAAGAUGGUGACCUUUCCAAAUACAAAUUGGAUGAUGAUGAAGAUGAGGAUGAAGAGGAGGGAGAAGGAGGAGGAGGAGGAGAUGCCAAGGGAGACUUGUCAAAGUACGACCUGGAUGCCAGUGAUGAGGAGGACAAGCCAGCUAAGAAAAAGGGCAGCCGCUCGGGUUCGUCCCAUUCAUCUUCGGCCUCCUCCAGCUCCAGUUCACGGUCGAGGUCCAGGUCCCGCUCUAGAAGCUCAUCCAGUUCCAGGUCUGGAUCUCGCUCGAGGUCCCACUCCAGAUCCAGCUCCAGGUCUGGAAAGGCCUCCUCUCCCCAGAAGAAGUCCCGCUCACCUUCCUCCUCACCUGAGAGGGGACAGAAGCGCAGUCGCUCCAGGUCCUCAUCUGGAGAGAAAAAGCGGAGGCGUUCUAGAUCACAUUCGUCCGAAAGGUUUGGGUUUCUGUGGAAUACCACAAUGGCACUGUCUAAUAUUAGCCAUCUGUCGCCUCGCUUAAGGGAGUUCAGAUUUACAGAAAUAUGUUCACAUUUUGCCUCGUUAUAUUGUUUUGACUGUGUACUUGUCUUAACUCUGCAUAAGUGAGAGUUAAUUGCUAAACUUGCUGACCUUGUUCUUCUUCCCAUGGUGUUUGUGUGAUUUCAGGCGCCGCGGCCAGUCCUCCGGAUCAUCCGAUUCUGGCUCCAGUUCAAAAAAGAAAUAAUUUAAUUACAGCCUUUUAAAACAAGUAAAGGAACCUUAGUAGAAAAGUGCAUGUUGUGUUUCAAGGAUACAACUACAUAAUUUCCAUAUGCUGUCCAUUUUCCUAGAAAAGUCUAAUUUCCCUAAAAAGCGACAGCAGCAACAUGGCGUCUCUCUGCCGUUACCCAUCAUUACAAGCUCCCUUUUCAAAACCACAUACAUCCUGUGACUGUGUGUGUAACUGCGGGUGUCCAAUAGACAUAAAUGUUUGGUUCCAUAGAAAAUCAGAUAUACUGUGAAGAGGCUGUGUGCCGUUUUAAACCCAUAUCUUCGUGGCAGUACAUUUUAUUCAACUCAUCUGUGGGGAAAUUGAAGUAAAUAUUUUUUGAUUACUUUUAUUUGACCACUUCAUUUUUUUAAUGAAUGCUUUCUUUUUUUUAAAAUCAAGGAUGAAGUACUUAAGCACCAAUUUACAAUAAUAGACGUAGCAAUGAAUUUUGGCCCCGUUGUAUUUUCUUCAUAAAUAUAUAUUUUGCUUUUUGUUUUCAAGGUAAGUAUUUUACUUUAUGAUAUUGCUUGUUUUAACUAAAUGGCAGUCAAUUCAACAUUCUUUGGUUUAGGUGUUUACUGUUCUUUUCUUUACACCUUUGUCACCUGUUUUAACACUCAAUUAUUCCUCUUAAUUUGUCUCUUGGGAAACUAUUACAUUCAAAAAUAAUAUUUGUGCUCCAGAUUAGUACACCCAGAAUAACCAACACCGUACAGUAUAUCCAGAUUCAUGGUAGUGUGGCAAUACUACUUUAUUGGUGAAACAACUCAAAUGUACACUUGUAAAUAAACUCCUGUUGAAAUGGUUUCUUGCUA
Messenger RNA from Anarrhichthys ocellatus (wolf-eel), 2122 nucleotides. It is a transcript of the gene zranb2, whose product is annotated as zinc finger, RAN-binding domain containing 2. Lineage: Eukaryota; Metazoa; Chordata; Actinopteri; Perciformes; Anarhichadidae. Gene Ontology annotation, molecular function: lipopolysaccharide binding; RNA binding. The transcript is spliced from 9 exons. The record is from RefSeq and is a predicted model, not a curated record. Gene Ontology annotation, biological process: RNA processing. The coding region runs from base 86 to 1162 and encodes 358 amino acids.